Molecule: messenger RNA, 1415 nt
Organism: Carassius carassius (crucian carp)
Lineage: Eukaryota; Metazoa; Chordata; Actinopteri; Cypriniformes; Cyprinidae
Product: histo-blood group ABO system transferase-like
Exons: 5
Coding region: 126-1082 (318 amino acids)
Biological process (GO): carbohydrate metabolic process
Cellular component (GO): membrane; vesicle; Golgi apparatus
Molecular function (GO): hexosyltransferase activity
Source: RefSeq, a predicted model, not a curated record
AUUGGGUGUUGGGUUGCUGUAGUUGUAGUCGUUAUGGUUGUGUCUUUAUGUAAACCCCACCCUUACCAGGAUGUGUUCGACUUUCAAACCUCUUCUCGUGAGUACAGACACAAGACCAAGCUGAUAUGACGAUGCGACUCCGUCAUAUUUUUCAUUUCUUCCUUCUUGGAAUGUUUGUUGGCUUAUCACUGAGUGGGCUCAUUUACUGGGUAAUCACCUCCAUUUGGUUUGGAAAUCAUCUAACAGGUAACCUGGGUCGGACAGAUGUUGCUUCUGUGACACCAUGGUUAGCCCCGAUUGUAUGGGAGGGAACCUUUGACUCCACAGUGAUUGACUCCAUCUACAAACAACAAAACAUCACCGUAGCGACCACUGUCUUCGCUUUGGGAAAAUAUACACGUUUUCUCAGAGAUUUCCUGGAAUCAGCAGAGGAGCAUUACUUUGUUGGAUUUCGAGUCCAUUACUACCUGUUUACAGAUCAACCAGAUGAAGUUCCUAAUGUAAAACUAGGUCAAGAACGUUACCUGACAGUGAAGAAGCUUCCAAGUAUGAACAGAUGGCAGGAUAUCAGUAUGAGCAGGAUGGAAAUACUAGAGAAACUAAUAAAGAAUGAACUGGCCAGUGAGGCCGACUAUAUUUUCUGCCUUGACGUUGAUACAAAGUUCAUUGGCCGCUGGAGUGUGGAGUCUUUGGGUCGUCUCGUAGGUGUGAUACAUCCUUGGUUCUUUAAUGCUCCAAGGUUCAUAUUCACAUAUGAGCGUAGACCAGAGUCUCAAGCAUACAUUCCAGCUGGAGAGGGUGAUUAUUAUUUUACUGGUGCUGCAUUCGGUGGCUCAUUGAAAGACGUACAUCAUCUAACCAAAACCUGCCAGGAGCAGAUGAACAUUGAUAUUGCAAACUCAAUUGAGGCGAUAUGGCACGAGGAGUCUCAUUUGAACAAGUAUUUCCUUUAUAACAAACCCAGUAAACUGCUUUCACCUGAAUAUCUGUGGCGGGACAUUAGUAUGAGUUCAGGCUAUGUGAAAAUAAUUCGCUUCUCUCAUGUAGCUAAAAACAAUGCUGAAGUUCGGCCAAACUUGUAGCAUUAUUGUGAAAGUUUAUAUCCAGAUCAACAUGUUGAGUUACACAAUAUUUUUUUAUUUAUGAUUCAUUAGUGUUGGGUCAAACUGGUUUAAACAGCCUUUAUUUGAAAGGGGGGGGGGGGGGGUUGGGUUUUGUAGAUUGCAGAUUUGAUUAAAAAACAUGAUUCUAGCAAGUUAUGUUUCCACAGAGAUGUCCAGCUGAAUGACAUUCUACAGUUUGAUUAUGAAUCCUGAUUGUCAAAUCCUGUUUUAGGAUUUCUUAGUAUUAGAAGUAUAAAAAUGAGACCUGUUUCUUGACAUCAAGUAAAAUAUUUUUUCUCUCUGUUUGGAGAA